This is a messenger RNA of Durio zibethinus, 1137 nucleotides long. NCBI's taxonomy places the organism in Eukaryota, Viridiplantae, Streptophyta, Magnoliopsida, Malvales, Malvaceae. The record is from RefSeq and is a predicted model, not a curated record.
AUGCUUGCCUUAGCUUUGCUCAUGAGUCGUGACCGUUUUGAUCCUUUCAAAUUGUUGUCUACCAAUGAUAUUGAAACUGUUGUGGGGAGUGGAUGUCCUAAUCUUUUACGAAAAGCGUUGUAUUCAGCUAAAAGGUUGCAAGCCCGUGUUCAACUCGAUGAAGGGAAUGUUUGUAGUACUUGCAAUCUGCGUGGUUCUUGUGAUGGAGCUUGUGUGAUACUAAAGGAAUCAGAAGUAGCUGCUCGUACUAUGGACAUUCUGCCUAUAUUAUUAUCCUAUGCCCUUGAUCCCCUUGUUAUUUCAGGGGGAGAGAAGCCUCCUGGCAGAGAGCAUAUUGAUUUUCAUAGUUGCAAACUGGUUAUGCUUGCUAAUUGCAAAUGUAACUUUUUGAACUUUUCUAAAAAUCUGCAAUGCCUAAAAUGCAAAGAAGAUGGCCCCAAAAAUGUUGGUGGUGUUGAAACUGAAAUGAUGGAGAUUGAAUCUGCUCUGAGUAAGUGCAAUUUCAUGAACUUUUCUAGAAAUGUAUGGUGCUUAAGGUGCAAAGCAGAGGGUCCAAAGAAGGUUCGUAUGAAUGCUGUUCAAAUGAAGAAAGGAGAUUGGAUUAUUGGAACUGCCCAGAGGUUCCCUGUAAACCACAUUACCAAUUUACUUGUCGGGUUAAUGGAAAAUCUGGUCAUCAUGCUCUAUGAAAAUGUUCAUUCUAGUCCAUAUGCUCUGAAAAUAUUGAAGUGUGGAUUUAUGAAUUUUGCUAGUAAUAGGAAGUGUUUACGUUGCCAAGAGGCAAGGCCCGAGAGACAAUGUGAUUUCUUGAAUUACAGAAGGAACCAAGUUUGUCUAAAGUGCAAACAUGAACGAACCGAAAAACUAAUAACAGAGUACGAUAAGCACACCUGGAAGAGACCUUUCCAGUCAAGUAAAAAGGGCCGAUGUUUAUUUACGGAGAAGAUUACAAAGUUUUUGCGUAAUCUAAUUGUCCCGAACAUGAACCUUGGGCAGUUUAGUAGAUUCUACAAAGCGGACCUCUGUGACUGUGAUGGGACUGGCCAUGAUGACACAAAGGCCGGACUUACGGCUGCUACUGCUUCUCUUGGGGUUGGUAGUAGGAUGAUGUUUGUUGUGAUAAGGUGUUUGUGCUGA